This is a messenger RNA of Actinia tenebrosa (Australian red waratah sea anemone), 3490 nucleotides long. Its product is annotated as two pore channel protein 1. Lineage: Eukaryota; Metazoa; Cnidaria; Anthozoa; Actiniaria; Actiniidae. The record is from RefSeq and is a predicted model, not a curated record. Gene Ontology annotation, cellular component: membrane. Gene Ontology annotation, molecular function: monoatomic ion channel activity. Gene Ontology annotation, biological process: transmembrane transport; monoatomic ion transport.
UAACAUCGACUCCGGACGUCCGACACUGGCGCUCUUGCAUGGAAUUAUUACUUCACAAUAAUGGAAAAUGACAUCGAGUUUGAUGCUUUGUCAGAUAUUCGUAAACAUUUCAGGGCAGUUUCGUUCACCCCUGCUACGGAAUUUAUUAAUAUUGAUUUGCGUAACGACCCAAUUCCAAAGGAAGACCGCAACAAGGAUCGAGUCGUGCACGGCUCGGAAGUACUGCUAGCUGGUAUUCUAGUGGAAGAAGCUUGUAAAGGCGGGAAUGGAUAUUUUCAAACUUCUCCGAGAGAACUACGGAGUUACAAGAUUUAUAACAAACCGGUCCUCAUAUUUGUUGUCUAUCUAUUUGUCUGCCUUGAUCUAUCUUUGGCAUUAUUUGAGCAGCCAGCAGUACCAGGACUUGCUUUGCCUUACUGGGCAACUCUCAUUCUGGAAUACUUCUGCCUCCUGGUAUUUACACUGCGUCUCUUUCAUGUCUGGUCUUUCGCUGCUGGGGUCAAAUUUUGGAAAGACAAGAAGAACCUAAUCUUGCUGCUGAUUAUUGUGAUGACCUUUAUAGAUAUGAUUAUGUAUGUGAUAUUCCAAGAGGCAAAUUUGAAAGCACACUCUAUCAGAUGGACACGAGCAUUAAGACCUCUGUUCUUAAUCAAUCUCAGUGAAGGCCGACAGAUUCGUCGAGCCGUCAGGAAUAUUCGCCGUACUUUGCCAGAGAUUGCCAACGUCCUGAUAUUAUUGUUGCUGAUGAUUGCACUCUUCUCUUUGCUGGGAGUAAAACUCUUUGGAAAAAAGGGAAUCAAAGACAUUCAUGGAAAACCAUAUUUUGCUGGCUAUUUUGAUGUCUACUUCUCGCUUUAUGUGUUGACCACGACAGCUAAUAAUCCAGAUGUAGGGAUGCCCGCGUACGACAACAAUGCCUGGUCAGUGCUCUUCUUUGUCGUAUUUGUCGUAAUAUGCAUGUACAUAUUUGUCAGUAUAUUCUUGGCUGUCGUCUACAAAAAUUACCGAAAACAUCUAAAGAAUGAAAUUCGCAAAACUGUGUACAGAAAACGUCGACAGUUAAAGCAGGCUUUUGAUGUUCUUAAAAUCUGGGACAACAACAUGUGGAAAGUGACGGAAGAAAGGUUUAUUGAGUUGAUGCAUGAGGUGCGUCCCGGCUGGAGUAAAGCGAGAGUAGCGUUGUUAUGGCAAGUGCUGGAUGACAAUGGAGAGGGGAUGAUAGGAAAGAAGAAUUUUUCAAUGAUCGCUGACUUGCUGAACGUCGAGAUACUGGAAGUCAGCGAACAGGUCCAUUUACUGGAGAGAUUGAUGCCAAAGAUUUACCUGUCUUAUGCUAGUAACAAAUUAAAGCAAAUCGUCUGUCAUAGAUUUUUCGUCUAUUUUUUUGACUUGGUGAUCUUUACUAACGCCAUCUUCAUCGCUCUCGACUCCAGCGACCUAGAAAUUCUGUUCUUAGCUAUUUUCAACUUGGAAAUUCUUCUGAAAUUCUACACUUUUGGUUUUAAGGAAUUCUUCCGAAGUUUUUGGAACUGGUUUGACUUUCUUGUGAUCGGAUCAGCAACCAUCGCGCUCAUCAUCGAGYCGUCUUAUAGCUCCCUCCAAUCUAGUCAAGGUGUUCUUGAUCUUCUUAUGGUUCUUCGAGUUCUCAGACUCGUUAAAAUCAUCGGGAACGUAAAACGGUUUCAGGUGAUCAUAGGCACCCUUAUGCAAAUUGGCCCAGCGAUAUCCAUAUAUGGCACAAUCAUGUUUAUACUUUACUAUGUGUAUGCUAUAAUGGGGAUGGAGAUUUUCGCAGGGUUGGUCAAAAUGCAGGGCUACCCUGACGGGAAUUCAUCGGUAAAAUGGAAUGUAACGAAUAUGUUCUGUGGGAAUCGCAAACUCGAAGGAUCCGACUUUCUCGCUGACCACUACUGCAAUAAUAAUUUCAAUGAUGUUUUGAAAUCAUUCAAAAUAUUAUUUGAUCUGACUGUUGUGAAUCAAUGGCAUGUCAUUACACAGGGGUUCGUACUGGUGACAAACACGGCAGCAAGGGUCUACUUCAUGUCAUUCCACUUGAUAUGCGUCAUUGUAGUCUUAAAUAUAUUCGUAGCAUUCAUCUUAGAAGCGUUUAUGCUGGAGUACUCGUUCUCUCAUGGGAAAUUCGCGGCUGCAUUUGAGAACAAAAUAGAAGAAAAAGGAGUAGGAGUUGGCUCGUCCCCGAUAAAAGAGAGAGCCGAGUCCACUACAAGACCUCUUGGCAAAGACUUCUUCAAUGACGAAAACUCGAUAGAAACAUCAUCUGAAGCUAAGUUUAAAAGUACUUUAUCUUUAGAAGAGUCUGUCAUUGACUCGGGGCUUAGAUUUUGCUUGCCUAAGCAGCAAAAGAAGAACGCAGAAACGUUGCUGCAACAAAUGUUUGAGUCGGAGUUAAUGGAAGAUGAUGUGGGGCCCAAAGUGGAUGAUCUAGAUGAUCUGGAUGAUUUGGCGGAGGAACAGGAGAUACGAAGGGAAAAAAGACUAGAAUUUGAAACCGUAGUUAGAUAAAGUAUCAAGCUUUGGCAGUGUCAGUCAGGUUGACAUUCAAAGCGCUUUUUUUUUCGUUAAAAGAAAAAAAAUGUUCUGGGGACACUUAGGAAAAUGAAAGACAUUGUUAUUCUUAAAAUUAGUAUAUGUAAAACUUGUCAUUUAAUCCUGCAAAACUAGAGUGAAGUUGUCUUUAUGAUCAACAAAGUUUGGGCUAAAAGUUCAUAGCAUACGUCAUAUUUCACUUGUAAUAUAAUGUGCACUCUGAUUGGCUAUCAAGUAUGCUUACCCUCUCGUACUUUAGUCGUAAUUUAAUCUGUUCUCUGCUUGGCUAUCUAUCGCUCACCACUCAUACUUCAAGAUACUAUAAGUUACUCUCUAUACAUACUAGAAGCUACUCUCAGAUUAGAUAAUAGAUCAUCUCUGGUGUGUCACUUAUGAUUCAGGUGCGAUAUGAACUGCCUUAUGAUUGGCUAGUAACUACAUAUCGUUUGUCACUCAUCUUCAGCUGUGAUAUAAACUGCUCUCUGAUUGGUUAGUAACCUCCCAUCGCCUGUCACUCAUACUUUAGUUGCGAUAUAAACUGCUCUCUGAUUGGCUAGUAACCACCCAUCGCCUGUCACUUAUACUUUAGCUGCAAUAUAAACUGCUCUCUGAUUGGCUAGUAACCACCCAUUGCCUGUCACUCAUACUUCAGCUCCGAUAUAAACUGCUCUCUGAUUGGCUAGAAGCCACCAAUCGCCUGUCACUCAUACUUUAGCUGCGAUUUAAACUACUCUCUGAUUGGUUCACCAUCAUCAUGUACCGAUCCUCGAAUCGUCAAGUGAUCUUUAUAGAAAGUUUGUCUGAAAUUCUUUUGUCCUUGACAUGUCUGUUAAAUACUUUGCCUGCAUGUUAUCACUGAUCUUAGAAUUCAAUCUAUGAUUACUGUAUCAACUUUAUCAAAUCAUAUCCUUUAGGGCUGAACUCUCCUCGUUUCGUGUAAUUU